AAUGCCUGUCGCUGUUCAUCAAUGAUGUCGCCACGCGACGCUCCGGUUCAUCGAUUCUCACCACCACCGUUCUCCAUCUCCAGAGACACCGCGACCGCGACGGCAACCGCAACCGCCUCCGUCGCCGCCUCCGCCUCCGCCGCCGCCGCCUCCGCCGCCGCCUCCGCCUCGUGAAGCUCCGCUGCCGCCAUGUGCUACGGCCACCACCACCGGACAUCCUUCUCCGAGGACCAUUUCGCCGCCCCCGCGCGCGCCGCGGUCCCCCAGAACGCAGACGCCGCGGCGGCGGCGGCGGAGGACCUGCGGAGUCGCCUCGCCGAGACGGAGGCCCGCCUGGCCCGGGCCAGGGCCCGCGAAGCCGAGCUCAGCCGGCGGCUGGAGGAGAUGAAGCGCUUCGUCUCCGUCAUGGAGAUCCUCGAGACCUACCUCGCCCGACGGUUCAGCGAGCAACGCGAUCGCGUCGAGCGCCUCCUCGUGCCAUCGCCGCGCAGCUAGGAGCGCCCCCUCGCCAUGCGCAAAAGAAGUUUACAAAAUACAAGCACUAUUUUUCUGCUUGUUACCCUAGGAUCUGUCUUGAAAUAAUUGAAUGACGAGGAAAGCAAUGUUCCAGUGUCUUGGAGAGGUAACUGCACCAGCACCGGCUGUCUGAGUAUCGAUCUAUCUUGUAAUUUCUUGUUUUUAACAGAAGAUGUUAUUAUUUAGGUCUGUCAUUAUGCCGCCAAGGCAUAUGAAUGGCGGCUCCUAUCAAAGUAUAUGAACUGCUGUUCCUGUAUUCCAGAAGAUCCACUCCUACUGUGAAGCUUGCUUGGAUGCUCCCCUUAAUUUCCUUAAAUUUCAUUAGCAUGUACUGUUUUAGCUUAGCCUAUCUAUUGCAAACUGCAUAGAUCAUUAAUUACCAAUUGACAAAACUUUGUGGUCG
This is a messenger RNA of Syzygium oleosum, 919 nucleotides long. RefSeq names its product protein SKIP34. Lineage: Eukaryota; Viridiplantae; Streptophyta; Magnoliopsida; Myrtales; Myrtaceae. The record is from RefSeq and is a predicted model, not a curated record. The transcript has 2 exons. The coding region runs from base 190 to 495 and encodes 101 amino acids.